Cyprinus carpio (common carp) is the source of this 4159-nucleotide messenger RNA. RefSeq names its product receptor-type tyrosine-protein phosphatase C-like. Gene Ontology annotation, biological process: protein dephosphorylation; positive regulation of peptidyl-tyrosine phosphorylation; negative regulation of protein kinase activity. NCBI's taxonomy places the organism in Eukaryota, Metazoa, Chordata, Actinopteri, Cypriniformes, Cyprinidae. The coding region runs from base 118 to 3756 and encodes 1212 amino acids. Gene Ontology annotation, molecular function: protein binding; protein tyrosine phosphatase activity. The record is from RefSeq and is a predicted model, not a curated record. The transcript is spliced from 40 exons.
UUGGUUUUGGUCCUAUGCUUGGUCUUAUAUACAGGAAAAGGUGAUAAAGUCACUCAAACAAAUCUCCCCACUCCCACCGCUUUAUCAAACACACCUGCAGACAGCACCAAAGAUCACAUGACAUCAAAUGACAAAGAAAAUACUCAUAAUCAUAUAGGGAGCACUUCUAAUCAGAAAGAAACUCAGACAAGCACAUCAAUCUUACCCACACGCACCAAUAUACAACAACAAAACACAGACACCACAGGGAGUGCUUCUAAUCAGAAAGACUCUCAGACAAGCACAUCAAUCUUACCCACACACACCACUAUACAACAACAAAACACAGACACCGCAGGGAGCACUUCUAAACAGAAAGAAACUCAGACAAGCACAUCAAUCUUACCCACAAGCACCACUAUACAACAACAAAACACAGACACCGCAGAUGCAGGAACAAGUGAUGCAGUCCCUCAAACAAAUUUCCCCACUCUCACCACUUUAUCAAACGCACCUACAGACAGCACCAAAGAUCACAUGACAUCAAAUGACAAAGAAAAUAUUCAUCAUCAUGUAGGGAGCACUUCUAAACAGAAAGAAACUCAGACAAUCACAUCAACCUUACCCACACGCACCACUAUACAACAACGAAACACAGACACCACAGGGAGCAUUUCUAAACAGAAAGAAACUCAGACAAGCACAUCAAUCUUUCCCACACGCACCACUAUACAACAACAAAACACAGACACCACAGACAGCACUUCUACACAGAAAGAAACUCAGAGAAGCACAUCAAUCUUACCCACACGCACCACUAUACAACAACCAAACACAGACACCACAGGGAGCACUUCUGAACAAAAAGAAACUCAGACAAGCACAUCAAUCUUACCCACACGCACCACUAUACAACAACAAAACACAGACACCACAGUAGGCAGCACUUCUACACAGAAAGAAACUCAGACAAGCACAUUAAUCAUACCCACACGCACCACUAUACAACAACAAAACACAGACACCACAGGGAGCGCUUCUAAACAGAAAGAAACUCAGACAAGCACAUCAAUCUUACCCACACGCACCACUAUACAACAACAAAACACAGACACCGCAGAAACAGGCCCCUCACCCUCACACACUCCUACACAAACCCCACUAUCACCAGAUCAAGAAACUCAACCAAGAACAAGUAAUGACACCAUCACCUCUCCUCCAAUCACUACCAUCACACCUCUCACCUCCACGCAACCACCCUCAACCUUACACACAUUCACCAGCAUCACGGAUACCACAGGAAGCCCAUGUCAGUACAGCGUUUUGAAGAGUAUGAAAGAAAAAGAAGCUCAUGUGGUGAAUAUCAACGGCUCUAAGAACCAGAAUUACACAAUCAGUAUAAAGGAUAAGCACAAUGAGAUCCGUGCUGAGCAAAUAUCUAACCAAACUGCCUUUGAAAUUCCAUUUGAAUGGUUAAAACCAUGCACUGUGUACACCGUCAGUGUGGAUGACUGUAAACUCAGUGGAAACAACACCUUUACUUCCAGUAAAAAUGGAGAAACUGUUCCAAAAACUGUUGUGUCAAGCGUGACAGAUAAUAAAGUGUGUUUGAACGGAGUAUUCACUGGUAUUCAAUGGAAUCUGACUGAAUGUGUUAAUAUAACGGAGCAAAACUCUUGCGUUUCCUCCACACACACCGUUGUACUGGACACAUGUACCUACACAAUGAAUGUUGAUCUGCCCCCAGUCAAGCCUCUCAUAAACUUCAACGAAACUAUUCCCUCUCAGUUUGAAUGGAUGAAUAAACCAGCACGAUGUAAUGCUACGCUUAUCAUCAAUUGCACCAAUAAUGAGAACAAAAGCAGCACAAUUCAUGAUUUAAAUACCCCAGUGUCAUUAUUACCAGACACAGAGUACAACUGCACUGGAGAAUAUCCUUACGAGAAACAACACAUCAAGAGUAAUGAGCUGUCCUUUCAAAUAAAAUGUGAUUGGCGAAAUAAUGGGCAAUUUCAGCAGAGAUCCAACAGCUCAUUGAAAAUCUCCUGGAAUUCACUCGAGGGAGAUAAAUGCUCAGGGAUUAAAUGGGACAGUUAUUCAGUCAGUUGCAAAAUCCGUGGCAGUGAUGGAAGCAGUGAUCGUGUGAACUGUACAAAACUCAGUGGCACUAGUGCAGUCUGUAAUAUUACAAGAUUAACGCCAUAUAAAAAAUAUGACUGCAAUAUUACUGGAACAGUCAACCAAAAAUAUUACAGAAUUUACACUGGUAACAAUGCAACACUUUCUGACAAACCCAGUAUCAAACCAGAAACUAAAGUACCUAAAAUAAUACACCCUUCACACAAUUCUCUUGAAAUAAAUUGUGAAAAAAUGAAAAAAGAUCUAGUCUGGAAUGGAGGAGAGGGAACAUUCACAGCUGAAAUCACAUACAAUGGAGAAACUAUCACUGCAGGUCCAGAGGACAAAUGCUUUUUUACAUUUUCAGAUCUUUACUACCUUGCAACAUAUGAUGUUAAGAUUACAGCCGUGAAUAAAGAAGGAGAUUCAGCUUUCAUUACUUAUAAAGCUAAUACUUUAUACAAUGACAAGGCUGUUGUUGGAUUCUUGGUGUUUCUGAUCAUUGUGACAUCAGUGGCGCUCCUCUUCGUGCUCUUCAAAAUUUACCUUCUCAAAAGAAAGCGGACUGCUGAAGAUGAAGAGAUUCCUCUCACACCAGAACCGCUGCGCAGGGUUGAGCCCAUCUAUGCUGACGGUUUGGUGGAGGCUUACAAGACCAAGAUCGCUGAUGAGAGCCGUCUGUUUAUGGACGAGUUUCAGAGCAUUCCCCGCAUUUUCUCCAAUUAUACCAUCAAAGAAGCAAAGAAACAGGAAAACCAGUCCAAGAACCGCUACGUUGACAUUCUGCCUUAUGACUAUAAUCGGGUUACUCUCUCAGCUGGAGGAGAAGACGACUACAUCAAUGCCAGCUUUAUCGAGGGAUAUCAAGAGCCAAAGAAAUACAUUGCAGCCCAAGGACCCAAGGAUGAGACUGUUUGUGACUUUUGGCAAAUGGUUUGGGAGCAAAAGUCAUCCAUUAUUGUCAUGGUCACCCGUUGUGAGGAAGGAAACAAGAUCAAGUGCGCUCAGUACUGGCCGUCUCUGGACAGAGAAACUGAGAUUUUUGACGAUUUUGUGGUGAAAAUCCGAUCUGAGCAACACUGUCCUGAUUAUAUCAUACGCCAUCUGAUCCUGAACAAUAAGCGAGAGAAGGCCUCAGAAAGAGAAGUCACUCAUAUCCAGUUCAUCAGCUGGCCUGACCAUGGUGUGCCUGGAGACCCCAGCCUGCUUCUGAAGCUCAGGAGAAGAGUCAACUCCUUCAAGAACUUCUUCAGUGGCCCGAUUGUGAUCCACUGCAGUGCAGGGGUCGGCCGCACAGGAACAUAUAUCGGCAUUGAUGCAAUGAUUGAAUCUCUCGAAGCAGAGGGCAGAGUGGAUAUCUAUGGAUACGUAGCAAAACUACGUCGCCAGCGUUGCCUCAUGGUUCAAGUGGAGGCCCAGUACAUACUGAUCCACACUGCUCUGAUUGAGUACACCAUGUUUGGAGAGACAGAGGUCUCACUGUCUGAAUUCCACUCAGUGCUCAACACCCUCAGACAGAAAGAUGGCAGUGACCCCAGUUUGCUUGAAAUGGAGUUCCAGAAACUGCCCAAAUUUAAAAAAUGGAGAACGAUUAACACGGGAAGCAGCGAGGACAACAAGAAGAAAAACCGCUACUCAGAUGUUAUCCCAUGUCAGUGACCAACACCAACUUUAUUAAUCUGCAGAUCUUGGUUUCAAAUGCAUGUUACAAAACUAUAUAUAAUAUACAGACACAAAUUUACUUCUUCAUUAUUAGUUAGCAUUAGAUGAGUUACCAGUGACCAUUUCUGUUCCAGAUGACUUUAAUAGAGUCAUGUUUAGACUGGAUAUUGAGGGCAACCAGACCAGUGACCCUGAGGAUGAGGAGGAUUAUUCUUCAGAUGAGGAAGAAGAAUCUAAUGAAUAUAUCAACGCCUCAUUCAUUUCUGGCUACUGGUGUCAAAAGAGUCUGAUCGCAGCACAGGGACCUUUACCAAACACGACGGGAGAGUUCCUGCUCAUGCUGUACCAGCAACAAACUAAAACACUGGUCAUGCUCACAGACUGCCAAGAAGACGGCAAU